AUGUCCAAUCACGCCAACGGCCUGAAGCCUGUGUUCCCAGAGAAUGCAGCCUCCAAAGACUAUGCUGCAUCUUUAGACGCUGCAGAUCCGUUGGCCGCCUUCCGUCACAAGUUCAUUGUCCCCUCAAAGGCCAAUAUCGCUUCUAACAAGCUCGCAAAGCCCAACCUAUCAAGUGACCCUUGUAUUUACUUUUGCGGCAACUCCCUUGGAAUCCAGCCCAAAGCCGCUUCGAGAUAUUUAGAAGCACAACUAAACACAUGGUCAUCAAUUGGGGUCAACGGCCAUUUCACAAAAAUCGAAGACUCUCCCCUCGAGCCAUGGCAAUUGCUCGCUGAUCAAGCAGCAAGCUCGAUGUGUAAGCUGGUUGGAGCGGCACCAGAGGAAGUCACGGCAAUGGCCACUCUCACGGCAAACCUGCAUAUGUUAAUGGCAAGCUUCUAUAAGCCCACGGCCACUAAGCACAAGAUCCUGCUCGAUUGGAAGGCAUUUCCUAGCGAUCAUUACGCCAUCGAAUCUCAUAUUGGUUGGCAUGAACUCGAUCCGGAGCAGUCUAUGGUGCUCAUUGGCCCAGACGAUGGGGAGUACAAGAUCUCCACAGAAAAGAUCCUCUCAUACAUCGAUCAGCAUGCCGAGGAGGCAGCUAUGCUCCUCCUCCCGGGCAUUCAGUACUACACCGGACAGCUAUUUGACAUCAAAACAAUCACCCAGUACGCACAGUCAAAAGGCCUUGUCGUCGGAUGGGACCUCGCCCAUGCAUACGCAAAUGUCGAGCUGAAGCUCCACGACUGGAACGUAGAUUUCGCAGCAUGGUGUACUUACAAGUACGGAAAUGCCGGGCCAGGGGCCAUGGGCGGUCUAUUUGUUCAUGAGAAGCAUGGAAGCGUCGAUUAUAGCCAAGGAGAGGAUUCUCCGCAAUUCCGACACAGGUUGACGGGGUGGUAUGGCGGUGACAGAUCCGUCAGAUUCAAAAUGGAUAACAAGUUCAAGCCUACACCCGGCGCGGGAGGAUUUCAGCUCUCAAACCCAUCAGCCAUUGACCUAGCUUGUCUCUGUGCCUCAUUAUCCGUAUUCGACGAAACAUCAAUGGCCGAGCUGCGCCGCAAAUCCGUCCAGUUAACAGGGUAUCUCGAGUAUCUCUUAUUAAAAGACACAACAGACGACACUCGUCCGUUCCGCAUCAUCACCCCGUCAGAUCCUGAAGAAAGAGGCGCGCAGCUGAGCCUUCUUCUCAAGCCUGGUUUGCUGCAAAAGGUCGCCAGUAGAUUGCAAGAGGCUGCGAUUGUUUGCGAUAAGCGGGAGCCCGGUGUGGUGCGUGUUGCUCCGGCUCCACUAUACAACACUUUCUCUGAGGUGUGGUUGUUUGUGAAACAGUUCCGAGCUGCAUUGAGUGACUAG
Molecule: messenger RNA, 1395 nt
Organism: Aspergillus puulaauensis
Lineage: Eukaryota; Fungi; Ascomycota; Eurotiomycetes; Eurotiales; Aspergillaceae
Product: kynureninase (L-kynurenine hydrolase)
Exons: 4
Coding region: 1-1395 (464 amino acids)
Biological process (GO): NAD+ biosynthetic process
Cellular component (GO): cytoplasm
Molecular function (GO): kynureninase activity; pyridoxal phosphate binding
Source: RefSeq, a predicted model, not a curated record